GCUGGAACAGGUGGAGGACCGUUUGUCUAACCUUGUUAUAAAUGACAAUGAUUAGCUUGUACCCGGGCAAUUCGAGCCCUGCGUGCUGGAAAUAUAGACCUUCCUCUCGCAUCUUCCUCUUCUUCCUUCGCUGAUUGUGUCUGUUGCUUCUGGGUGUUACAAUUGGUGUCGGAGGUGUCCAAAACUCAAUCUCGAAAUGAAAUCAGAUUCUUCCGAUCCUCCUGAAAUCUUCUCCACCCCAAAAGUCAACCCACAAUCCCCAGCCACAGAACACAUCUUACCGGUGCGAGGAUUACCAACUUUGGACCUAAACAGCGAUUAUGAAAUGUGGAAGAUUCGCAUGGAGUCUCUCUUAUCCGGUCUUACUCCACACGCACAAUAUACUCAGAUAAUGCUAGCAAUGAGUGACACCGCACUACGUCGUGCUAUCGCUGGGGGCUUCUCCGCGUCCAAACCCAUCAGCUACAACUGGCGUGUCCUCGACGAAUGUUUUGCCAAAACCUCCAGCCCUUCGGUGUACAUGCACACCUUUCUCAGCCGCUGUCAAGAGCCCGGCGAAACAGCGUUCGAUUACCUGCAUCAACUCCGCGAGAUGGCAUCGCGCGCAUUUCCCAACCUUCCCAACCCGAACCAAGAUGAUGUUAUCUGUAGCCGUUUUGCCCAAGGUGUCUCAUCAUAUGAGCUCAAGUGCCAACUUCUACGCCAGCCAGCAAAAUCAGUCUCAGAGGCCAUUGAGGUGGUAAAGCGAUUCGAGAGCGUCGAGCAUAUUCUCACUCCAACUGCCAGUACGCCCUGCUAUGCUCUCGGGACCACCGAGCGAAGAACAACCGUCCCAGCACCACGACAACGCCGGCCUAAUGCUCCAUCGUCAAACCAACCUCCAAUUCCGUCCCAGCAGCAUGAUGACCCCAGUAAGUGCUAUUACUGUCGCCGGUUCGGGCGGCGAGCAUGGAAAUGUGGGCAUAACAAAAAACCGCAAGAUAAGAACGCUGGCCUGGCCGUGCUGGAACAGGUGGAGGACCGUUUGUCUAACCUUGUUAUAAAUGACAAUGAUUAGCUUGUACCCGGGCAAUUCGAGCCCUGCGUGCUGGAAAUAUAGACCUUCCUCUCGCAUCUUCCUCUUCUUCCUUCGCUGAUUGUGUCUGUUGCUUCUGGGUGUUACA
Molecule: messenger RNA, 1163 nt
Organism: Trichobilharzia regenti
Lineage: Eukaryota; Metazoa; Platyhelminthes; Trematoda; Strigeidida; Schistosomatidae
Source: the annotation of a GenBank genome assembly